GGGCACUGUACCAAGAUGGCGGCGCUUUAGACACGUCCCCCACAGUCAAUGCGACGUCUACGUAUAUGCCUAUGGGUUAGCCUACUUCAGAACCACGGACAGCAACAGCACAGAGCAGUGUUUUCUUUUUUUCUCUCUUUUUUCUUUCUUUUUUUGAGAAAGCUGACGGUAGGGAAUUCAAUUCAAUUCAAGCUUACAUAUAUUUUUUAAAUGUAAAGGGUGACUGCAUUGGGUUUAAAGGCAACCCCAAUUUUGCUUUCCUGCCGCUUAAAAUCCCACUAAGAAUGUUUCUGGCUCCCUAUGUGCGGAGGGUUUUACAGUCGCGAUAUCCAGAGUAGUAGAGCAUAGGUAAAUCUAUCACAUGACUGCUGCGGUCGCUCUGUGCUCCGCGUCUCUCCCCGAGCAGAAGGCUCCUUGUAAACACGCUGAUCGCAGGGCUUUGUCUCUCUGUCUCCCUCACACGCUCACACACGCCGCUGGUAUCUCCUCCUUCUAGUCAUGCCAUGGAUAUUUUGUGGCAAUACCAGUUCCGAAUCAUCCUACUCGGGGAUUCCACGGUGGGGAAGUCGUCGCUGCUGAAGCGUUUCACGGACGGGAUUUACAGCGAUGUGGCGGAUCCCACGGUCGGGGUGGAUUUCUACGCCCGCUCGCUUGACAUCGAGCCCGGGGUGAAGAUAAAGCUCCAGCUUUGGGACACGGCCGGCCAGGAACGAUUCAGGUCCAUCACAACAUCAUACUACCGCAACUCCGUCGGGGGGCUGUUAGUCUUUGAUCUGACCAACCGCAAGACAUUUGACCAUGUGAGGGAGUGGCACAAGGAGGUGAGUGAGCACAUCCUGCCUCACCACAUGGUCUAUAUCCUCAUCGGCCACAAGAGCGACCUCAACAAGGACCGCAAGGUGACCCGGGACGAGGCGGAGCAGCUCGCGGCCGAGCUGGGCAUCCGCUACGUGGAGACGUCGGCCAAGUGCAACAGCAACGUGGACCGGGCCUUCGAGCUGCUGACCAGAGACAUCUACGAGCUGAUGAAGAUGGGGGAGAUCGUCACCCGUGACGGCUGGGACGGUGUGAAGAGCGGCCUCACCGCCAAGGUGCUCUACCCGGAGGAAGAGGAAAUAGCUGCAACGUCCGCUGAGAAGGGCUGCCACUGCUGACUGAGAACUCUUUGUGUCAAAACACUCUCCCAUCGCACCAGGAGCUCACCUCGUCUCACAGCUGUCCGUCAAAACCGAAUCACUGCGGCUCAGCACUCCCGUGACGCCGCCAUCUAUCACCUCCUCACCUUGUGCUUCAUGCCCUCUGUGUGUGUGGGGGUUCUCCAGACAGCUGGGAUCGCUUUCUAACAGGGUUCUUGUGUAUAUUCCAGUGUGUCGGUGUGGUCAGGUCUAGGGGCUUAAGUGUGACUCAUGCCUCUGCAGGACUAGACGUACGCACGUAGCCUACACCGGUGCGAACCAUUUAUACUCGUGCCCUCGUCAGUCUGUCUCGCUCUGUAAAAACCCCACCCAAGCGCUAGUCGGCCCUGUGUCUUGUUAGUCGGGUUAAUUUUUGUUUCCACUUCCUGCUUCACUCUCAACAACAGUGAACAAAACUUCCACCGAAAUUUUGCGACAAGUCGUACAAAAGGUUGUACCUUUGAACCUCCUCAGUCAGUCCUUCUUCGAUGCAUUCCAUCUUUGAUCCAACAUAAUCGAUUUGAAAAUUGCGGAGACAGAAAAGCAGACGUAAAUACUAAAGCGGAAAUAUGCUACUGCCGAGCGGACCAAUCGCAGCUCUUGCAGACUGUGUUGUCAUGAUGCAUAGUUACAAUUCUGAGGUGGUGCACAUCAGGCUACGGAGUUGGGGUCUGUGUAGGGUCUGCGCUGUCGCUGUAGCUACGGCGUCAAACUGACGUAGAAGCAUAAACCGCCUAUCAUACCUGAGACACAGUGCUGGAGGUAAUGGACUACUGAUAAGAAAACAGUCAGAUCGUCUCUGUGCUCUAUUUCACGUGGCACCAUCGUGGGUUUCUACCCGUCAAACUUCGUUGAUGCUUUGCCUGCAAUCUUCCGUGACUAAUAUUGUAAAUAAUAGUGAAAUCUAUGGAGAUGAAAGAGAAAGAGAAACGAAAGUGUCUCUGAUAGCUUUUUAAUUGAUAGUGUGAACAGAUAUAGUACCCUGGAACAAGCGUCACCAUAUUAAAUCGAUGUGCUCCUCCUGCUACUGUAAGCUGCAAACUGACGUAAACCUUUAUCAUUCUGUGAAUAUAUGAGUAAUGUUUUUGUAAAAAAAGAUAGAGAUUAUUUGUAGUUGAGGCGUACACAUGAAGAUAGAUCAUUGUUAUUAGGGUAGGCGGUCCCAUUUAGGUAUUUAGCAUGAACAGCAGCUAGAAGUGUAAUGGAGACUCAUCUCAUCAGUCAUCAGUCCUUUAACAGUGACGGAAAGGGCAGUUUGAGGUUUGCCUGCAGCUUUUUUUACGUUCAGCGUUCAAUUGAGACCUGUGGGUUGAAGAAUACCUUCUCAUUAAAUCCACCGGUGCUUUAUGAUGUGUUUUAGGACGAGCCUCUAAACCAUUUAUGUUUUUACUAAUCCACAGUCCCGUUCAGGAGUUUUCCCCCCUCUCACUCCUCGUAUUUCCUGUCAUAUAUUUUUUGGCGUAGAAGUAAUUUUUAGCAGAUCCUCGAAAGCAUCGUUAUAUAGUAUUAUCUUAUGUGUAACCGUUUUACCAAACAAGUUCGUUCACUUCCCAGCAAAUACCAAGAAGUGGAAGAGAAUCCUGGCCGGGAACUUUAGCUGCUGUGGAUGUUGUUGCCAGAUUAACUGAUUUAAACCUCACAAACAUCUCAAACACUCAUUGGGCCCUGCCCCGAGAAAUCACAUGUUCACCAGACAAUGGUUAUUCCUGCCCUCGAAGCAAAGUUGAGUAAGUAAAUUAAGAAUGAGCAACCUGAGCAUGACGAGCAUAUGCUGGUAGCCUACUUUUGACAUCCGCUAUCAUGUAAACUACAGCUUUCGCUUUCUCUAACUGCAAAGUGUAUUUAAAAUAUGAAAUAAGUUGCUGCAGAGCAGUCCUCAUUUCACUUAGGUCGCCUUUCCCCAUUCGGUCACUUGAGAUGAGGUGGAGUUCACAAUAAUCUUAAUAACAUCCUGUUGUAAGUGAUGAUGAUGUGAUUUUUUUGAACCAAAAAAUUGUGUCUGAGUUUAGAGGAAAGAAUAUAACCCAAAUUCAGAACUGGUUAGGGUUCUGCAUAAUUCCUGCAGUCUUAGCCCACCUUUAAAUGUGAAGAACUUUAUCAAAGAGCAGUGACCCGUGACCUUCCCAUUAAAACUGAAGGCAGCUCACCUGGUUCCUUCUGUAGUUAGAAAACACAGCUAAAAUGCAUUCAUUCCGGAGAGAAAAGUCGUGUAGUUUUUAAUGUUACUGACACAAAAUAUAAGUAAUUUUGAUAAUUCAGUUGUUGUCACAAAUAAAACAAAUAAGCUACAUUGUGUUUCUUAAGUUUUAGAUGUGUGUGCAAUUAGGGUUAGGGUAAUUUUCAGUAUGCUCUAGCUCAUGCCCAUGUUUUCACUCUCAUAAAGAAAGCUGCUUUCCAUCCACCUAAAUACCGUUCCCAAGGGUAACGCUACACUUAAAGUGGCUGUAACUCUACUCAUCAUGUGCGCAUACCGUUGCUGGGACUCUUAGGGACUUGACUAACUUGUUAAGCUUUUAAUACCUGCUGUAACGGAGCCAGAGUGGAUGUAAAUGUGAAAGUUGGUCAACUUCCUGCUCCUGAUCAUCGAGCUGCGUUUACACACUCGCGAAUGCACGUCCGCACACAUGACUUCCAAACAUGGCUACCUUUGACGCAGAUUAUCACGAAUCCGUUCAAGUCUCCAGAGGCUUAUAGCUGUAGAUCCGCUCACUCACCUUUCACCAGCAUCUCAACAAAAAAACCUCUCACUCUCUCCACACACACACUCGCGCUAUUAUCAGCAAGAGAUUAUGCAUUCAGCGGUUUCUAUUUUGUGUUAAUGUGACCCACCUAACAGUUUUUAAGUUGUGUGUAUAUGUAUAGUAUAUUUUCCAUCAUGUGACUGCAGUUUUGUGUUUGGUAAGGAAUGUAUUCUAAUGCAUUUGCACCAUCCCUUUAUUUCUGCACAGAUUCAACCUGAACUGCUCACAGUUUAAGCGUACUACUGUAUAUACACCAUAUGUUUUUUAGUCUGACAAUCAGAUGUUGGUAUUUCAUGUUCUCACUGCACUCUGAGCGCCUUGUCAGAGGGGUGCUGCUCCUUGAAAUCUUGCUAAAUGCCCUUUGACCAUUCGACACUCGGCCUGACUAUGUCUGUACUACUGACUUUCUCGCUUUUGCUCUCCUCCAAACAGGGUGAAAUUGUAUAAUAAUGUACGUUAAUACUGUGUUGUUAACAAAUCAUUCGUUUCUCAAGUGAGCAUGAAUCCCAUUCCUGAGGACUCCAUAAGAAGAUGGGCAAGCUCAUUUAGUCUGAAGGACAACACUGCGUAAAGAAGCGAAAGAAGGAGCAUUUUCAAAGAAUUUAUCGAGAAGAAUAGACGUGUUACUAGAUGCCUCUAUAUGCGUCAAUGAGGAACAGCUAAUAAUUUAAGAAUUGCAUUUGCAUUGCAACUUUCAGUCAAAGUCUAGCCUCUCUUACUGUCUUAUAGAGAAGCCAUUACAAGAGGAAUAUGCUUAUUUGCUUUCUUUCCAAAUGUGAGAUGAGAAGAUUGGUACCACGCGUGUCUGUGUCCUAAGUACUGAAUUGAGAACUGAAUCCAGAGGGACAUUAACCAGGCUUAGCAUAAAGCCUGGAAGCAGGGGAAAGCAUCUACCUGAGCUCCGUUUCAAUUUCAAAAUGCGCUGAGUGAUCCUAUCCUAAAAGGCAAAUAGCAUGAACUGAGGAGUUUUAGGCUGCACUCUGUUACGAUCCAAAGAGCACAGGGGAACAGAUUCCAAGUCAGACACAUGGCAUCGAUAUCAAUCAUCUAAUCUCACUCUCAAUAGAAAGCAAUAACAAAUUGACAAACAAGGGUGAACCAUGUCUUUAUUAAUGCAUUUCUAUGUUCCCCUGUGAACUGAUCAAAACAACGUGCUGAUAGGGCUUCUGUACUAGAAAAGAUGGCCAGCUCUUAGGCUUGCAAAAUGGUACUUGGCACAAAACGGUAUACACAAAUUGGCCACAUCUCACAUCAUCAUUGAAUAAAUGUUAUUUAUUUUAUAUACUAUGUAUAAGGGAUUUGCCUUUAAUUUGAUGUGAUUUUACUGUUUGGUUAAAUAAAUAAAUAAAUAAAUAGAUGUCCAAU
Molecule: messenger RNA, 5281 nt
Organism: Mugil cephalus (flathead mullet)
Lineage: Eukaryota; Metazoa; Chordata; Actinopteri; Mugiliformes; Mugilidae
Gene: rab42a
Product: RAB42, member RAS oncogene family a
Exons: 2
Coding region: 504-1154 (216 amino acids)
Biological process (GO): Rab protein signal transduction
Cellular component (GO): Golgi membrane
Molecular function (GO): GTP binding; GTPase activity
Source: RefSeq, a predicted model, not a curated record